Yamadazyma jaroonii is the source of this 1839-nucleotide messenger RNA. Lineage: Eukaryota; Fungi; Ascomycota; Pichiomycetes; Serinales; Debaryomycetaceae. The record is from the annotation of a GenBank genome assembly.
AUGAGGAUCACAGAGAAAUUAAAUCAAGCUUAUAGCUCCCCUAACCCUCCACCGGCUACGUUCUCCUUCGAGUUCUUCGUGCCCAAGACGGCUCAAGGGAUCCAAAAUCUUUAUGAUAGAAUGGACAGAAUGUACGAUUUAAAUCCUAUUUUCAUUGAUAUCACUUGGGGUGCUGGAGGUAAAAGAGCUUCAUUAACCAAUGAAAUGGUUUAUACUGCUCAGUCUACCUUAGGUUUAGAAACUUGUAUGCACUUAACAUGUACAAAUAUGAAAGUUGAACUCAUUGACGAAGCUUUAUCCAGAGCCAAAGCCUCGGGAUGUCAAAAUAUUUUGGCUUUAAGAGGUGAUCCACCUUUGGAUGGUAGUGAAAGUACUGGAGAUUUCCAAUAUGCUAAAGAUUUAAUCACUUACAUUCGUAAGAAUUAUGGUGAUUACUUCAAUAUCGGUGUAGCUGCUUAUCCCGAAGGCCAUCCCGAAGAACCAAACGAUGAUAAGACCUUAGAAUUCUUAAAGAUCAAAUGUGACGCUGGAGCUGAUUUUAUUGUUACACAAAUGUUCUAUGAUGCUGACCAAUUCAUUAAUUGGUGUUCACGUAUUAGAAAAAUCGGUAUUGAUUUACCUAUUAUUCCAGGAAUCAUGCCUAUUUCGACCUAUGCUGCUUUCAUCAGAAGAGCCAAAUGGUCAGAAAUCUCCAUUCCUCAACAUUUCUUAGAUGCUUUAGAUCCAAUUAAGGAUGAUGAUUUCUUAGUCAGAGAAAUGGGUACUACUCUUUUGGUUGAAAUGUGUCAGAAAUUGUUAGAUUCUGGUUAUAUCAAACAUUUACAUUUCUAUACCAUGAACUUAGAGAGAUCCACCAUCAUGGUAUUAGAAAAAUUGAACCUUAUUGAAACUGUCAAAGCUCAUGACACUAUUGGAGGUACAGUUUUACCAUGGAGAAAAUCAUUAAAUCCAUCACGUCAAAAGGAAACCAUCCGUCCGAUCUUCUGGCAAAACAGAAAACAUUCUUAUAUUUCCAGAACCAGUACUUGGGAUGAAUUUCCUAAUGGUAGAUGGGGGGAUUCUUCAUCUCCAGCUUUUGGUGAUAUUGAUUUAAAUGCUACUGAGUUAUUAAGACAAUCACCAAAGAAAGCUUUUGAACUUUGGGGCCAUCCUCAAUGUUUGAAAGAAUUUGCUGAUUUAACUAUCAAUUAUUUGACAGGUAAAUUGAAAUCCAUUCCUUGGUCUGAUGGUCCUAUUGAUGCUGAUACUUCAGUUAUGACUGAUGAUUUGAUUUCUUUAAAUAAGAAAGGUUUCAUCACCAUCAAUUCUCAACCUCCUUUAAAUGCUACUAAAUCAAACGAUAAAGUUUAUGGUUGGGGUCCAAAGAAUGGUUAUGUGUUCCAAAAACAAUAUUUGGAAUUCUUCUGUCAUAAAGAUACUUUGAAUCAGUUAUUAAAUAACAUUGAUUCAUUUAAUUCUACUGAUAACAAUGCUAGAAUUUUAACUUAUUAUAUGGUUGAUAAAUCCGGAGAUUUAGUUACUAAUACUAAAGAAGGUGAUAUCAAUGCUGUCACUUGGGGGGUUUUCCCAGGGGAAGAAAUCGUUCAACCAACCAUCGUUGAAAGAAACUCUUUCUUAGCUUGGAAAGAUGAAGCUUUUAGUUUAAUCGAAGAAUGGGUUAGAAUCUUUGAAAGUGACAUGGCUAAGGAUUUUAUCAAAGGUAAAGAAACUGAAGUCCAAAACUUCAUUAAAUUCAUGAAAUCAUUCGGUGAUGAUUUUGUUUUAUGUAAUGUUGUUAACAAUAACUUUACUGAUGAUUCCAAAGUUUUAUUCGGAAUGUUUAAUGGUUUAGAAAACUAA